Molecule: messenger RNA, 809 nt
Organism: Notolabrus celidotus (New Zealand spotty)
Lineage: Eukaryota; Metazoa; Chordata; Actinopteri; Labriformes; Labridae
Gene: g0s2
Product: G0/G1 switch 2
Exons: 3
Coding region: 329-694 (121 amino acids)
Source: RefSeq, a predicted model, not a curated record
CAGUUUGUGUUGAUUUUGGCGCCCCCUGUGGUCAAAGUGGGAACUCCAAUCUCUGCUAAUCUUGUCCUCUGAAUGUCACGCACACCAAUCUCAUGAUGUCGCAUGCAAAGUUUGCACAUCAGGGACGACUUGAAUCAGUGUCCUGGGAACCCCUGCCCUUUUACCCAAACAGGCUGUAAUCUCAAAAAGUGAUUGCAGCAGCCUCAUGAAUAUUCAUCUUGUCACCACUGUGGGAGUUGACCUGGCUUCUGUUGUGUUUAAAUGGCAGGAUUUUCCCUUGUUCUGCCGUUUGGGAUCUGCUGUGGUAGUACUGAUCAAAUAACACAUCAUGGAAACCAUCAGUGAGAUCAUCCCAUUCGCGAAGGAGAUGCUGAACCAGAGGCCUGGUCGGCACAUGCUGAAGAUCUACAUGCUCGGCUCCACGUUGGCCGUGCUUGGAGUAAUAGGUGGACUGGUGGAGACGGUACUUCUGCCAUUUGCGGAGCGGGAGGAGACGGUGGAGGAGAGGCUAGCCGUGCUGAUUCUGGAAAGGAGGAAGGAAGAGGAGGAUGAGAAGGAGCAGGUGUUGAAGUCACAUCUCACCUCGGUUCAGCUUGGUGAUGAGGAAGACCUGGCGACAGAAUUAAUUGAGGAUAAGGUCAAAUAUCUGAUGCCUAACAGGAACAGAAGCUCUGUGAACCGCUUACAUUCAUGAACAGAAACCCUUUUCAUGAGUGAAGCAAAUAUUUGUUGAUGUGAUCUGAUGAAUGUGAAGGGAAUGCACGUUGUGAUUGAUUGAGUGACUCCAAUAAAGUUGUUUUUCAUCAGGC